AUGUAUGUGUUAAUUGGACUGCGAUCGAAUAAAGUGGAACAGCGUGAUGUGCCUGGCAUCGACUGCGCCCACCUAGCUAUGGACACGGAGGAGGGUGUGGAAGUGGUGUGGAAUGAGGUGCAAUUCUCUGAGCGCAAAAAUUUCAAGGCGCAGGAAGACAAGAUACAAGCCGUCUUUGACAAUCUCACGCGGCUAGAACAUCCCAACAUCGUCAAGUUCCACCGCUACUGGACAGACACACACAAUGAUAAACCGAGGGUGAUAUUCAUAACGGAGUAUAUGUCUUGUGGUUCUCUGAAGCAGUUUCUCAAACGUACUAAACGAAAUGUGAAAAGACUCCCGCUGCAGGCCUGGAAACGAUGGUGCACACAAAUUCUUUCCGCACUCAGUUACCUGCAUGGAUGCGAGCCUGCGAUAGUGCACGGAAACCUGACAUGUGAUACAAUCUUCAUCCAACACAAUGGGUUGGUGAAGAUUGGAUCAGUGGCGCCUGAUGCCAUACACCAUCACGUUAAGACAUGCCGCGACAACAUGCGUAAUAUGCACCUUGUCGCGCCCGAAUAUGGAUCAUCUCAAAUGGUAACACCGGCUAUGGACAUCUAUUCUUUUGGUAUGUGUGCGCUGGAGACAGCGGCUUUGGAGAUCCAAGGCAAUGGAGACUCCGGCAGCCACGUCACAGAAGAACACGUCGCUCGAACUGUUGAAUCAUUAGAAGAGACACGUCAGAAAGACUUCAUUUACAGAUGUAUCCAGAAGGAUCCCGCAAAGCGACCUACGGCCCGUGAGCUGCUGUUCCACCCGCUGUUGUUCGAAGUGCACUCGCUUAAGCUUCUGGCAGCGCAUACAUUGGUCAAUACGAGUGCCAACAUAUCAGAGACGAUAACGGACGAGGUUUGUGGCAGCGGUGGAGCCCUGGCCUGGUGUGUGAGAGACGGGGAGCGAAGAGAGUUGGACGCUCGGGAUUUACAACCACAUGCCGAGAAACUUGAGAAGUUCGUUGAGGAUGUCAAGUACGGCAUUUAUCCGUUAACUGCUUACGGCUGGUGGUCCGGUGGGCGUCGUGCAGCUGGUGGCGGAAGGUCUCGAACGGCGACAGAGAGCGCUCCUACACCGCCAGAGCCACGCGCUCGAGACCGUGAAACACGACGAGUCGUCAACAUGAUGUGCUCCCUUAAGCCGCAGCCGCACCAUCCUGACGCUGAUGUUGCUGACUUGCUGAUGACCAUUCUAUUGCGCAUGGACGACAAGAUGAACCGUCAGCUCACGUGCGCUGUUUCACGUCGUGAUUCUGCGCACGCGCUCGCUCACGAUCUUGUGCAACUUGGCUUCAUACAUGAGGCGGAUCGCGAUAAAAUCUGCCGGCUGAUGGAGGAAUCCUUCCGCAGCAGCUUUGGCACAGCUCCCCUGCCCCCCGGAUCUGCUCCUCCGCCACCUCCUGCCGCUCUGCCCCAUCGCGCCCCUCAGCACGUCGCCAGCUAG
Molecule: messenger RNA, 1479 nt
Organism: Pieris macdunnoughi
Lineage: Eukaryota; Metazoa; Arthropoda; Insecta; Lepidoptera; Pieridae
Source: the annotation of a GenBank genome assembly